AUGAACAAUGAAGAUCAAGGCGAAGCUUUGGAGGAGGUGUCUGGACUGGUUUGUCAGGAGGAUGACCUCAAUGAUGGCCAGAUGAAAGUAGUCUCUGUGGCAGACCAGAAGGUGUUGCUUGUCCGGACGGAGGGUCAGUACAGUGCAGUCGGGAAUCAGUGCACUCAUUAUAACGCUCCUCUAGUUAAUGGAGCAUUGGUUGGCAACAGAGUGAGAUGUCCUUUCCAUGGCGCUUGUUUCAAUAUUAAAACAGGAGAUAUUGAAGAGUAUCCUGGUCUUGACUGCCUUCCUUGCUACAAGGUGAAUGUUCAAGAUGGAAAGGUGUACGUUUCCAUCAAGAAAAAGGCUCUUAAGCAAACCAGGCGCGUGAAAGAGAUGUGUAAUGUGUUACCAAAUGUCACACAUACUAUCCUGCUCAUUGGAGGAGGCCCUGCUGCUUUGGUGUGUGCUGAAACGUUGCGUCAGAACUGCUACCAGGGCCGAAUUGUCAUGGUAACCAAAGAUUCCAGCCCUCCUUUUGACAAGCCCAAACUGAGUAAGGCUAUGAAUGUGGACAUAAGCAACAUUGUCCUCCGCUCCAAUGAAUUUCUUCAACAGUACGGGAUAGAAGUGCGGAUAGGGCAAGAGGCGGUGACUGUAAACACGCGAGAAAAAGCCGUGACAAUGAAGGAUGGUGCUGUGCUGCAUUACGACCAGCUUCUUAUCUCAACAGGCUGCAGAGCGAGGCGACUCACUUGUCCCGGUAGUGAUCUGAAAGGAGUGAAGUUACUAGAGAGAUACGAAGACGCCAAAGACAUUCAUGCUUCCUGCCUGGGCCGCAAGGCUGUUGUCGUUGGAACAUCCUUCAUAGGUAUGGAGGUAGCAUCCUACCUCGCCAACAAAGCCUCCAGUGUUGCCAUUGUUGGAACCACCAAAUACCCAUUUCAACAGUCCUUGGGUUCCCAAAUUGGCCAAAUGACCAUGCAAAUGUUGGAAGAAAAGAAUGUGAAGUUCUACAUGAAUGACAGCGUCACUGAAAUCAGAGGAGUGAAUGGCUCGGUGAAAGAGGUCAUGCUGAAGAGUGGCACACUUCUGGAGGCUGAUGUAGUGAUUGCAGGAAUAGGUGUAAUCCCUAAUUCCGACUUUCUAGCUGGAAGUGAAGUUGAUUUAGAUCCCAGAAAAGCAGUAGUUGUUGACAAGUUCAUGAGGACCAACGUAGCAGAUGUUUUUAGUGCGGGAGACGUCACCUCCUUCCCUUUGACUAUUCGAAGUGAUCAACGGGUCAGUGUGGGUCACUGGCAAAUGUCACAAGCUCAUGGAAGAGUUGCUGCCCUCAAUAUGCUGAAUAUACCUACAAAAAUAGAGUCUAUACCUUUCUUCUGGACUGUAUUGCUUGAGAAGAGUAUCAGAUAUGCAGGUUAUGGGGAGGGCUACACAGAAAUUGUAUUCAAAGGCAAAGUGGAGGAAAGAAAAUUUCUGGCGUUUUAUAUUAAAGAUGACACUGUGGUGGCGGUGGCCAGCCUCAUGUUUGAUCCCGCUGUGGCUCAGCUGGCAGAGCGAAUGGCAGCAGGCCAGCGCAUUACAAAAGCGCAGACUCAAUUAGAAGACCUGAGUUGGCUCCAGAUGUGA
This is a messenger RNA of Nerophis lumbriciformis (worm pipefish), 1608 nucleotides long. The record is from RefSeq and is a predicted model, not a curated record. Lineage: Eukaryota; Metazoa; Chordata; Actinopteri; Syngnathiformes; Syngnathidae.